UGACGCGGUAAGAGCGUCUUAGGAGCAACCCGGAAGUAGCGUGGUGUUUGCUGAUUGCAGGAUGUUCACAUUCAGCUUAACAUUCAUACGGCAUGGAGAAACGCAGUACAACAGAGAUAAACUUCUGCAAGGUCAAGGCGUGGACACUCCGUUGUCAGUGACAGGUGAGAGGCAGGGAGAGGCUGUGGGACAGUACCUUCAGGACAUCUCGUUCAGCAACGUGUUUGUAAGCAAUCUGCAACGCGCUGUACAGACUGCUGAACUCAUUCUAAGGAAUAAUACUCGCUGUUCUGGUACCAAGAUGAUUUUGGAGCCUUUACUCAGAGAAAGGAGUUUUGGCAUUGUUGAGGGACGUCCCAAGGAGAGCCUAAAGAACAUGGCCAAUGCUGCUGGACAGUCAUGUCGGGACUACACUCCUCCUGGAGGGGAGACCUUAGACCAGGUGAAAACGCGUUUCAAAAAAUUCCUUUCAUUUCUUUUCAACCAACUUCUGGAGUCCCAUGACUGGUCAGGACAGGAUGCUGCUGCAACAUUAAAGGAUGGAGGCGCCCCAGACAGCACCCCCUGUGGAUUUGCCAAUGAUGGGCUUGAUGGGGUCCCUGUCCAUGUUUUAGUGGUGAGCCAUGGAGCUUAUAUACGUAUAGCCAUUAAACACAUGGUUGAGGACCUGAAGUGCUCUCUGCCCGAAGGGGCAAAAAUGUCCCAAGUCUUCUCACCGUGUCCAAACACAGGAAUAAGCCGCUUCAUUAUCACCCUGCAGCGCUCUGACUCUGGGCCAGUGCUCUCUGCUGCUCGGUGUGUUUUUGUCAACAGACAUGAUCACCUGCUAAACCUGGAAGCUGUCGAGUAAAACAUUAGUGCAGUACCUGGUGUGUACAUCACAUGCGUACACAAGCACACAUCCUCAAACAAAGGGAAUUAUGGAUCACUAUAGAACUAUAGCCUAUGGACCAUAAACAGGGUAUUGUAUUUGUCUCAUCAACUCAUUUGACAAAUCUGCAAAUACAACACUUUGAGACAAUGUACAUGCACAAAUCUGGCUAGUGAGUGUUUCUCUUGUUUAUUUUUCAACAUCAACCAAAGUAAAAUUAUUUAUUGUUUCACUAAAUGUUUAAAGUGCAAUACAUUUGAAAUCAUGGUGCAGCUGCCUGUGCAAUACUGUAUGUUUAAUUUUUAUUGUUUGAGAAAAUGGUUUACACUGUAGUUUAAAUAAAUUAUAAAUAAAUAUUUUUUCUAUGUUUCAUUGUUGUUAAAGCCAAUAUAUUUUAUUACAGUUUUGGUCAGUAUGUGAAACCAAACACAGUUUGCCAUUAAACAAACUGUUGCAUGG
Molecule: messenger RNA, 1330 nt
Organism: Periophthalmus magnuspinnatus
Lineage: Eukaryota; Metazoa; Chordata; Actinopteri; Gobiiformes; Gobiidae
Gene: tigarb
Product: TP53 induced glycolysis regulatory phosphatase b
Exons: 6
Coding region: 62-850 (262 amino acids)
Biological process (GO): negative regulation of glycolytic process; negative regulation of programmed cell death; fructose 1,6-bisphosphate metabolic process
Cellular component (GO): cytosol
Molecular function (GO): fructose-2,6-bisphosphate 2-phosphatase activity
Source: RefSeq, a predicted model, not a curated record